Molecule: messenger RNA, 2196 nt
Organism: Colletotrichum graminicola M1.001
Lineage: Eukaryota; Fungi; Ascomycota; Sordariomycetes; Glomerellales; Glomerellaceae
Product: WD domain-containing protein
Exons: 5
Coding region: 1-2196 (731 amino acids)
Biological process (GO): nucleosome assembly; DNA replication-dependent chromatin assembly
Cellular component (GO): CAF-1 complex; nucleus
Molecular function (GO): protein binding
Source: RefSeq, a predicted model, not a curated record
AUGAAGAGCACACCGCUUAUCAUCAAUUGGCACGACCAGAAUGCCCCCGUCUACUCGGCUCAUUUCGAACCCCACGGCAAAGGCCGUCUGGCCACCGCCGGAGGAGACAACAACGUGAGACUCUGGAAGGUCGACAGCGACGGCGAAGAUCGAAAGGUUGAGUACCUGUCCACCCUGACCAAGCACUCGCAAGCAGUCAACGUCGUCCGCUGGGCCCCCAAAGGCGAGAUCCUUGCUUCCGCAGGCGACGAUGGGAAUGUCAUCAUCUGGGUCAUGUCCGAACACACCGGCCCCGCCUUCGGCAACGAAGGUCUUGAGGACAAGGAGACCUGGCGCACCAAGCACAUGUGUCGGUCUAGCGGCUCCGAGAUAUACGACCUGGCCUGGUCUCCCGACAGCUCCUACUUCAUCAUCGGGAGCAUGGACAACAUUGCUCGAAUCUACAGUGCCAGCUCCGGUACUCUGGUACGCCAGAUUGCCGAGCAUAGCCACUACGUCCAGGGAGUCGCGUGGGAUCCUCUAAACGAGUACAUCGCCACCCAGUCGUCCGACCGAUCCGUGCACAUCUACUCGCUCAAGACCAAGGACGGCCAGAACACCCUCAGCGGCAACCACGACGACAAGCCCUCCAAGAUCGCGAGCCACAGCAAGAGUGACCUGCCGCCUCGCCGCAUAUCCUCGAGCAGCCCUGCGCCUCCGGACUUCAACAUGCGGGCCCAUCUCACCCUGGAACAGGCCGUGGGGUCCCCCGUGCCGUCCGCCCCCGGCACCCCGACUUCGGUUGCGCUGCCCAUGAACCCGCCGAGCGUCAUCAGCCAUAGCAGGCAGUCCUCGUUCUCGUCGCGACGCUCGCCAUCCCCCGCGCCGUCGAUGCCCCUGCCGGCCGUCAUGCCGAUGGAGCCUUCGCCGAAGCCUCACCCAUCGGGCGGUCUCGGCAUGAAAAACUCCACCCUGUACGCAAACGAGACGCUGUCGUCCUUCUUUCGCCGUCUCACUUUCACGCCCGAUGGCAGUCUCCUCCUCACCCCGGCCGGCCAGUACCAGACCCAGCACAACUCAGAGGGCAGCGCGAAGCCAACCUUUGAGGUGACGAAUACCGUUUACAUCUACACGAGAGGCGGCAUCAACAAGGCGCCCAUUGCGCACCUGCCCGGCCACAAGAAGCCAUCCGUCGUCGUGAAAUGCUCGCCCAUCUUCUACACCUUGCGGACGUCGCCCCCCGUGACCAAGCACAUCACCAUCGACACGUCUUCUUCCGAGGACCCCAUACCCGCCCUGCCGGAUCCUGUCUCGAAGCCGACGGGAAACACAUCAGUCAUGGACCCGCCUCCUCCGCCCACUUCAGUCCCCGAGUCGAGCCCUGUGCCGAACAAGGCCGAGCCGGGCGUCGCUACUCCUGGCCCGAAGGCGGCCUUCGCCUUGCCGUAUAGAAUGAUAUAUGCAGUCGCCACCCAAGACUCGGUCCUUCUCUACGAUUCUCAGCAGCGAACGCCCAUCUGUAUCGUCAGCAACCUCCACUGUGCUACAUUCACGGACCUGGCCUGGUCGAGCGACGGACUGACGCUCCUGGUCUCAUCCUCGGACGGUUUCUGCUCAACCCUGUCUUUCGCGCCUGGAGAGCUGGGCCAAGUCUACCAAGGAGACUUGCCCACCACCACCACCACCACCACCACCACCAAGAACCCGGCCGUGCCCAGCAGCACAGCAGCACCGACGUCGUCCUCGAGCCAGAACACCCCGGUUCCCACCUCGACCGCGGUGUUCGCUCCUCCGUCCCCGUUCCACAACGGCGGGACGCAUCAUCAUCGCAAUUCGAUGAGCUCUUUUACCGCCCCGUCGCCGCCGUCUGCCGGCUUCGUGAGCCAGCGGCCCCAGUCGCCGGCGCGAUCAAACUCGACGUCGUCCGUGGCGACACAGUCCUCGAACGUGGUCACCAACCCCUCCCUGAUUGUCGGUAGCGUGCCCGGCAUCGCGGUCGCCAACUCUACCAAGGUCACGGGGGUUCCCAUUACCACGCCGCCCGAGACGCCGCGCACCAACGCGGCGACCACCACAGCAAGCGGCUCGACUAGCGGUACGGCCAGCGGCACGGCAGCCAGCGGGAUCAAGCGCGACGCCAGCGAAGGCGAGAAGGAGGAGGGCAGCGAGCCCAAGAAGAGACGGAUCGCACCAACGCUAGUGGAACCGAAGCCAUAG